Beta vulgaris subsp. vulgaris (sugar beet) is the source of this 4112-nucleotide messenger RNA. RefSeq names its product regulator of telomere elongation helicase 1 homolog. Gene Ontology annotation, molecular function: ATP binding; DNA helicase activity; DNA binding. Lineage: Eukaryota; Viridiplantae; Streptophyta; Magnoliopsida; Caryophyllales; Amaranthaceae. Gene Ontology annotation, cellular component: nucleus. The record is from RefSeq and is a predicted model, not a curated record. The transcript has 23 exons. Bases 222 to 3332 code for a protein of 1036 amino acids. Gene Ontology annotation, biological process: telomeric loop disassembly; regulation of double-strand break repair via homologous recombination; negative regulation of t-circle formation.
AAAUUUUCCUAAAAUACUUACAGUUUACAUAAUGUGGGGGAAAAAUUAGCAAAACUUGGAAAAAUGGCGGGAAACCCCGUAUACUAGCAAGCAACGCAACUACGCAAGUAGUGCCAAGUACGCAACAUACUCCAUUUUCCCCAAUUUUUAGGGUUUAUGAACUAUGUGAUAAUUAACAUCAGUUUUCUCCCCCCCAAAUCACAAAUUAAUCCGUAGUAAAAAUGCCGAUUUACAACAUCAGAGGAAUCAAUGUGGAUUUUCCUUACGACGCCUAUGAUUCCCAGGUCGAUUACAUGGAUAAAGUCAUUCAAGCACUUCAAGAAAAAAACAAUGCAUUGUUGGAAAGUCCUACAGGAACUGGGAAAACUUUGUGUCUUUUAUGUGCUACAUUGGCUUAUAGGGCAAGUUUGGGUCCUUUUUCCACCGGUCAACGUGCCAAGGAAAACGGGUCCUCAGACGUGUCAUCGUCGCAGUCUGCUGGCUCAAUGCUGCCAAAGAUUGUAUAUACUUCACGGACUCAUAGUCAGCUCCGGCAGGUGGUUCAGGAAUUGAAGAAAACCAAUUACAGGCCUAAGAUGAUAGUUUUAGGAUCUCGUGAGCAACUUUGUAUUCAUGAUAAAGUCAAGUUACUUCAAGGGAAAGCUCAAACCAAUGCUUGCUCUUAUGUUCGAAAAAGACGGAGCAAGCACUACUGUAAGCAUCACAAGCUCACAACAGAUUUUGUCAAAAGCAAUCCUCAGAUUGGAGAUGAACCUAUUGACAUUGAGGAUCUGGUCAACAUUGGAAGAAGCUGUGGACCGUGCCCAUACUAUGUGUCACGAGAGCUGAUCAAAUGUGUUGACAUAUUGUUCGCACCCUACAACUAUCUCAUUGAUCGUGCAUAUAAAGAUUCACUUGGAAUAGAGUGGAACAGCAGCAUACUUAUAUUUGAUGAAGCUCAUAAUUUGGAAAGCAUUUGCGCAGAUGCAGCCUCUUUUGACUUGCCUUCUACACUGUUGUCUGCCUGUAUUUCUGAAGCAAAAAACUGCAUUGACAUCUCUAUUCGAAGAAGAGACGUAGAAAAGUCAAGUGACAAUAACUCUAACCCAGAUAAUUUUGCUAUCCUUAGAGCCCUUUUAUUGAAGCUUGAAAAGAGAAUUGCUGAAGUGCCAAUUGAGUCCAAAGAACUUGGCUUUACUAGACCUGGUCCUUAUAUGUAUGAACUACUUGCUGAUUUGAAUGUCACGAGUAAGACUGCCAACAUGCUCACAGGAAUUAUUGAGGAAGCUGUUCUUCUUCUUGAAGAAGAUGCCAACGGAAUGGAAAGUAAAGAUUCGCAUGGAACCACCUGCAGGUUGCAGACCAUGAGUGAUAUUCUAAAGACGAUUUUUAGAGAUGGAAAUACUUCUCAUGCGAAGUAUUAUCGUGUACAUGUUCAAGAGCGUUUGACAAGUGAUUCUAAUGCUUUUAGAGGUAAUAUGCCUAGUGGUAGGACGCUCAGUUGGUGGUGCUUCAAUCCCGGAAUUAGCAUGGAAGAUUUCUCCAGAAGAGGUGUUGGUUCUGUUAUUUUAACAUCGGGAACAUUAUCUCCCUUGGAUUCAUUUGCAUAUGAAUUGAAACUGGAUUUCCCUAUACGAUUAGAGAACCCGCACGUUAUAUCAUCAAGUCAGAUCUGGGCUGGAGCUGUACCAGUGGGUCCAUCUGGUUUUUCUUUCAACUCAUCUUACCGAAAUCGCGAUGUUCUAGAAUACAAGCAGGAAUUGGGGAAUGCCAUUGUCAAUUUUGCUCGGAUAGUGCCUGAUGGGCUGCUUGUUUUCUUCCCAUCAUACUAUGUCAUGGAACAAUGUAUCAGUUGCUGGAAGGACAAUUCUCGUGGCAAUGUGGCCUCUCAAAGUACAAUAUGGGAAAGAAUAUGCAAAUUUAAACAACCUGUGAUUGAACCAAGGCAGUCUUCAUUAUUUGGUUCAUCGAUUGAGGACUUCACAUCAAAGUUGAAUGAUCCAUCUACAUCUGGAGCAGUAUUUUUUGCUGUUUGUCGUGGAAAGGUCAGUGAAGGAUUGGAUUUUGCUGACCAAUUUGGAAGGGCUGUGAUCGUUACUGGAUUGCCAUUUGCCACAAGGACAGAUCCGAAGAUCCGCCUCAAACGAGAAUUUUUAGAUGAACAUGCACGGGACCAGAAUACAGGUCAUAAGCCUCUAACAGGAGAGGAAUGGUAUGAUCAACAAGCUUCUCGGGCGGUAAAUCAGGCUGUUGGACGUGUAAUCCGACAUCGGCAUGAUUAUGGAGCAAUAAUAUUCUGUGAUGAAAGGUUUGCAUCCUCACAUCGUCAGUCCCAGGUUUCACGUUGGAUACAACCUCAUAUCAAGUGUUAUUCCAAGUUUGGGGAUGUUGUCUAUACCUUAACCCGUUUCUUUCGUGCUGGAGUUGAUCGUCCUGUGAAGAUUGAACCAGUAGAAUCUCUUUGUAAUGGGAAGGCCUAUGGGGAAAAGUUCUCUCAAUCUCGCGACAGUUGCUGUUCAGAAAUGAAAUUCAAUACUGUGGCUGUUGAUAAAGACUGCUGUAUAAUGUCAUCAUCUUCCAGAAACAGUGCUGGAAAGGGCGGAAGUGAUAGUCAGUUAUGUGAAAUCCUUCCUGCUAAUAGAUCAUCCCUUGCACAUCAAAAGCAAAUGCAGGCUGUUUCAAUGAAGCAAUCAAGUUUUUUAUUAGGGAAUGGUAGCAAGCUGCGUCUGUCUGGAACUACUUAUAGACAUAAGACCUCUGAAAUAGUCGACUUGACGAGUAAUGAUUCAUCUAAUCUAAAUUCAGAUGCCGAGCUAAUUGUAAGCUGCUCUUCCAAAAGACAGAGAGUUCCUGAAAUAAAGCCUGCUAAUACACAGUAUAAAGCAGUUCCCUGUGACAUGACCUCAGGUAUCACAAAAGUGAAAUCGGAAGGCACUCCUUUAAAAAGUGGCUAUAUUGAAGAAAAUAGAUUUCAGAGUAGUUUGAAUAAGAAAAUGAAAAAAACGAUUGCUAGUUUUUCAGUAGAGGCUGUCGGUAAUAUAACUGCUCAGGAAUCAGGUUCCAGCCAGGCAAACCAGGGUACUCUCUCUUUAUCUUGUCAGGAUGAGGAGGCUAAAGGAUAUAACUUUUUAACUCAGGUGCAGCAGAAACUGAGUGAGUCAGAGUAUAGAGAAUUUGUUGGCUAUAUGAAGGCGCUGAAGUCAAAGGCUAUGAAAAUAGGUCUUGUUUUGCAAUCCAUUGCAAAACUUUUUUCUGGGCAAGAGAGGCUUCCUCUUCUUAGAAGAUUCAAGCAGUAUAUCCCAGAGAAGUACCAUUCUUUAUAUGAGGAAUAUUGUAAAUCAGCUGGUCUUUAGUAUAAGAGAUCCCUCUUCGCUGACUGCAUAUGGGCCAUUUUGGACUUGUCAUCAUCUGAUAUUCAUCGUUAUUCUGGAAGGAGGAAUUGUUCCACUUCUGGAAGACGUUGCGUUAUGUCACCAAACCGCGAUUUUUCAUAUAUAAAUGUAACUAAUGUAUCCCCUUCAUAAAUUAUUUCCCCUUUUGACCGGUGUUAAGCAAGUAUAUUUCUCUGAAGCUAUGCUCUAACCAUACACAUCAUCUGGAGUUGGACAGUCCUCUAUCAGUCCGAAUCCGAUAAGAUCUGAGUCCAAUAAGAAUCUUAUACCAGCUAACUUAGUUGGAAAAUGCUGCAGCUUCUAAGCCUCCUUCAAAGUGUGAAAGAUGCCUCUAGCAUUAUCUUGUUCCGCGAGAUCACAAUUAAAGGAAGAAGAGAGUUCAGACUUCUGUGUAGGAAGUUGCACAUCCUCGUCUCAGGACUCGGGAAAAUUCUGAGCUAUUAAUCUUUUGCUGCUGUGGAGAAGUUGAGCUUCACAGCUAUAAUUGAUAUUUAUUGUUGGACUAGAAAUUGGUAUCUGGUACAUCCUGAUACGAGUUUGAGUCAAGUUUUCAGGCUCCAUUUUGCGUGAUAAAGUUAGGUUGCCAAUCUUGAGGUCGCUGUAGAUUCUCAGGAGAAACUGGAGCAAGUGGAUUCAUUGUGAAUCUUUAUAUUUUCCAUGCUAUAAGCUAGAUGAAAAUGUAUAGUAUUUAGUAUUUACACCUGUUUUGAACUAAUGGAAGAGUUUCUAAAUUUUCUGGUA